This is a messenger RNA of Anopheles darlingi, 908 nucleotides long. RefSeq lists its product as uncharacterized. The coding region runs from base 248 to 715 and encodes 155 amino acids. NCBI's taxonomy places the organism in Eukaryota, Metazoa, Arthropoda, Insecta, Diptera, Culicidae. The transcript has a single exon. The record is from RefSeq and is a predicted model, not a curated record.
UUGUUGCCAAAACAAAACUCUCGAAGAAUUUUUAAAGUUUUUUUCGAAUUUCUGCGAAUUUUUAGCAUAAAUCGAUGAUUUUGCUGCUGCGAUUUUCCCCAAACGCUUACUACAAAGGUAUUUCUUGCCAGCACACGAUUGCCGGAAAAUGUUGGCAAUGAGCUGCUCUGCUCUUCCCGUUCCGCGCUGACCUCGGCUGCCCAAUAAAAGUGAAAGUGUCGGUGCGGAAAGCUGAUAAGAAUCAACCAUGGAAACAGGCAGUAAAACUGAGAUCAAGAUCAAGGAGAAGCUCAAUCAACACGUUAAAAAACGGUUGCAGGAAGGAUCCAUCCAAGGACCAACGCACGACAAAGGCGUAGGCCCCGAAGCCCCUCGGAACAAGCGCCAGAAAACGAAGAACGGCUCCAAAAAAGCGAAACCGACCCAGAUCCCGGCACCGAGCGGUGCUACCGCAACAAAGUGUCCCGAUUCGUUGCUAUCGCCCGGUGCGGCCAACAGCAACGAUACCACAAACAGCAGCAUCAACUCAACGGACCAAGAUGCGGAGUUGAAUGACCGGGAAGUGUGCGAUCGAGGCGGGACAAGUGAUAAGCCCGUGAAAUCGGGCAAACAGAUGGACAUCUUCUCCUUAUUGCUGAACCAAAAAAAGGGUUCCCUGAUGCGCGAUCCGGAAGUGCUGGCAUGUUUAAACGCGCUUAGUGAACGGAAAAAAUAAGCCUACGGAUAUGCUGCUGAGAGUUGUUUCCACGUUAUUGUGUUCACAGCUUCGCUGACCCUCGGAAAACGUGCCCACAAUAAAAACUAAACCUAGAUAACACGUUGCUGACCCGUUAAUAUCACUAAAGUUAUUCGAAACCGCGUUCGGUUGGAGUCAUCACCAAUGGUUCCAUGAAUUUAGUAGAUAAUCG